Molecule: messenger RNA, 1458 nt
Organism: Geodia barretti
Lineage: Eukaryota; Metazoa; Porifera; Demospongiae; Tetractinellida; Geodiidae
Source: the annotation of a GenBank genome assembly
AUGGACCCCAUCAUCGCAACUGCUCUUGAUACCGCCCGGCAGCGGGGGGCGGAGUAUGCUGAUAUACGGUUGGUGGUCAACCGGGAGCAGCGGAUCGUGGUGCGGAACGGCGUGGUGGAGACCAUGACCGCCGACGAAUCGGUGGGUCUGGGUGUCCGCGCGGUAUAUCAGGGGGCUUGGGGGUUCGCGUCGACGCGGGAAUUGACCAGCGAGGCGGCCGACCAAGCGGCGGGGCAAGCGGUGCAGAUUGCCCGCGCGUCGGCCAGCCAAAACGGGUCUGGGCAGACCUCCGCCCAACUGCUUGGCGAUGCGGUGGCCAGUCAGGGGAGCUACACGACACCGAUCGGAACCGAUCCCUUCGCGGUGCCGCUGGACGAAAAGCUGGCCCUGCUGCUGGAAGCGGACCGGGAGAUGGCUGCGGUACCGCAAGUCACGGCGCGCAUGGCCAACGUGGUCUUCAUCCAGGAGGAGCGCACCUUCGCCAACACCGAGGGGGCGCUGGUGACCCAGACCAUCUACGAGGCCGGCGGGGGAGUGCAGGCAACCGCCGUGGGCAAUGGCGAGACCCAACGCCGCUCGUAUCCGCAGUCGCACGGGCGGCAGCAGGGAUGCGCCGGGUGGGAGUACGUCGUCGCGAUGGACCUGCCCGGCAACGCGCGGCGCACCGCCGAGGAGGCCGCCGAACUGCUCACCGCCGAGCCGUGUCCCUCGAACAUCAACACUGACCUGAUCAUCGACAGCAGCCAGUUGGCGUUGCAGAUCCACGAGUCCUGCGGCCAUGCGGUGGAGCUGGACCGGGCGCUGGGCGACGAAGCCGCCUUUGCGGGAACGUCGUUCCUGACGCCCGACCUGUUGCACGACUUCCGGUACGGGUCGGAGCAGGUCAACAUCACCGCCGACAGCACGAGCGUAACCGGCUUGGGCACCUUCGGUUGGGACGACGAGGGACUGCCGGCGCAGGCCACGGACAUCAUCCGCGACGGGCAAUUUGUCGGCUACCUAAUGUCCAGGGAGUCGGCGACCCGGCUGGGUCUGCCAUCCAACGGAUGCAUGCGGGCGUCCUCGUGGAACCGCAUCCCCCUCAUCCGGAUGACCAAUGUCAGCCUGGAGCCGGGGGAGUGGACGCUGGAGGACCUGAUCGCCGAUACCGACGACGGGAUAUAUCUCGAAACCAACCGCUCGUGGUCGAUUGACGACCGCCGGUACAACUUCCAGUUUGGCACCGAGGUCGGCCGGGAGAUCAAGAACGGCAAGCUGGGCCGAUUGCUGCGCAACUGCACCUACACCGGGAUCACGCCGGAGUUCUGGCGCAAUUGCGACGCGGUGUGCGGACCCCAGCACUGGCAGCUCUGGGGCACUCCUCGCUGCGGGAAAGGUCAGCCCGGUCAGAUCGCGCACACCAGCCACGGGGCGAGUCCUUCCCGGUUCCGCAACGUCCGCGUCGGCGUGAUGCGCUGA